Molecule: messenger RNA, 2864 nt
Organism: Odobenus rosmarus divergens (Pacific walrus)
Lineage: Eukaryota; Metazoa; Chordata; Mammalia; Carnivora; Odobenidae
Gene: SLCO3A1
Product: solute carrier organic anion transporter family member 3A1-like
Exons: 11
Coding region: 186-2264 (692 amino acids)
Biological process (GO): prostaglandin transport; sodium-independent organic anion transport; transmembrane transport
Cellular component (GO): membrane
Molecular function (GO): protein binding
Source: RefSeq, a predicted model, not a curated record
CGGUGGCGGCGGCGGCGAGGAGCUGUGCAUUCCACCUCUCCAGCCCCGGCAGGACGGGGGCGGCCGCCGCGGGCCCGGGGCGGGGACAGCACGCACCCUCGCAGCGCACACCCCCGCCCGGCAGCGGCCCCGACACCCGGGGCGAGCGGGAAACCGGCGGCGGCGGCGGCGGCGGCGGGGGAAGGAUGCAGGGGAAGAAGCCGGGCGGCUCGUCGGGCGGCGGCCGGAGCGGCGAGCUGAAGGGGGACGAGGCGCAGAGGAACAAGAAGAAGAAAAAGAAGGUGUCCUGCUUCUCUAACAUCAAGAUCUUCCUGGUGUCCGAGUGCGCCCUGAUGCUGGCGCAGGGCACGGUGGGCGCCUACCUGGUGAGCGUCCUGACCACCCUGGAGCGGAGGUUCAACCUGCAGAGCGCCGACGUGGGCGUGAUCGCCAGCAGCUUCGAGAUCGGGAACCUGGCGCUCAUCCUCUUCGUGAGCUACUUCGGGGCGCGCGGGCAUAGGCCGCGCCUCAUCGGCUGCGGCGGCAUCGUCAUGGCCCUGGGCGCGCUGCUGUCGGCGCUGCCCGAGUUCCUGACCCACCAGUACAAGUACGAGGCGGGCGAGAUCCGCUGGGGCGCCGAGGGCCGCGACGUCUGCGCCGCCAACGGCUCCGGCGGCGACCAGGGCCCCGACCCGGACCUCAUCUGCCGCAGCCGGACCGCCACCAACAUGAUGUACUUGCUGCUCAUUGGGGCCCAGGUGCUCCUGGGCAUCGGUGCUACCCCCGUGCAGCCCCUGGGCGUUUCCUACAUCGACGACCACGUGCGGAGGAAGGACUCCUCACUGUACAUAGGAAUCCUUUUCACGAUGCUGGUAUUUGGACCAGCCUGUGGAUUUAUCCUAGGCUCUUUCUGUACCAAAAUCUACGUGGAUGCAGUCUUCAUUGACACAAGUAACCUGGACAUCACUCCGGACGACCCCCGCUGGAUCGGAGCCUGGUGGGGCGGCUUUCUGCUCUGCGGUGCCUUACUCUUCUUCUCUUCCCUUUUGAUGUUCGGGUUUCCACAGUCUCUGCCCCCACACUCAGACCCUGCCAUGGAGAGCGAGCAGGCCAUGCUCCCCGAAAGAGAAUAUGAGAGACCCAAGCCCAGCAACGGGGUCCUGAGGCACCCCCUGGAGCCGGACAGCAGCGCCUCCUGCUUCCAGCAGCUGAAAGUGAUCCCGAAGGUCACCAAGCACCUGCUCUCGAACCCUGUGUUCACCUGCAUCAUCCUGGCCGCCUGCAUGGAGAUUGCAGUGGUGGCUGGCUUCGCUGCCUUCUUGGGGAAGUACCUGGAGCAGCAGUUUAACCUUACCACCUCUUCUGCCAACCAGCUGCUCGGGAUGACUGCAAUCCCAUGUGCCUGCCUGGGGAUCUUCUUGGGCGGUCUCCUGGUGAAGAAGCUCAGUCUUUCUGCCCUCGGGGCCAUUCGGAUGGCCAUGCUCGUCAACCUGGUGUCCACAGCUUGCUACGUCUCCUUCCUCUUCCUGGGCUGUGACACGGGCCCUGUGGCUGGGGUUACUGUUCCCUAUGGAAACACCUCAGCACCUGGCUCGGCCCUGGACCCCUACUCGCCCUGCAAUAAAAACUGUGAAUGCCAGACCGAUUCCUUCACUCCAGUGUGUGGGGCAGAUGGCAUUACGUACCUGUCUGCCUGCUUUGCUGGCUGCAACAGCACGAAUCUCACCGGCUGUGCGUGCCUCACGACCGUCCCGCCCGAGAACACGACUGUGGUUCCCGGAAAAUGCCCCAGUCCCGGGUGCCAAGAGGCCUUCCUUACCUUCCUGUGUGUGAUGUGUGUCUGCAGCAUGAUCGGGGCAAUGGCGCAGACACCCUCGGUCAUCAUCCUUAUCAGGACAGUGAGCCCUGAACUCAAGUCUUACGCCCUGGGAGUCCUGUUCCUCCUCCUCCGUUUGUUGGGCUUCAUCCCCCCUCCCCUCAUCUUCGGGGCCGGCAUCGACUCCACCUGCCUGUUCUGGAGCACCUUCUGCGGGGAGCAAGGCGCCUGCGUCCUGUAUGACAACGUGGCCUACAGAUACCUGUACGUCAGCAUCGCCAUCGUGCUGAAGUCGUCCGCCUUUGUCCUCUAUACAACCACGUGGCAGUGCCUGAGGAAAAACUAUAAACGCUACAUCAAAAACCACGAAGGCGGGCUGAGCACCAGCACAGAGUACCAAGACAUUGAGACUGAGAAAACCUGCCCCGAGUCACACUCACCUUCAGAAGACUCCUUUGUGAGAAGCUGAGGGCCUGGCCCUCAUCCUCCUCCUCCAGAGAACAGCCCGCCUCUAUCCACAGACCUCGCAGGCCUGACUUAGCGUGCUCUGCCCUGCCCAAGAACCCAAGGGUUCCUGUGUGGAUUAUCCGGCCAGUGUGUGGUCCUUUGAGGCCCCAAGCACAGGCCUGUGAUGAGGACUGAGGAGGUGUCUGUGGUCAGGAGUCCUCCAAACCCUUGCAGUAGGCAAUUUUCCCGGGUUGCUAAAGAGUAACGUUGACCAGGUGUGCAAAUUCCCUUUGGCCUAUCCCUCCCUUGGCUCCUGUGGGGAUGUCCUGCUGACACGCUUUAGAAAACCCCUCUCCAGAAUGCUUCUCUGACGGAGGGCUCCAGCAGCUCUUCCAAAAGCAGCCGAGGCUGGAUUACAAUGGAGUGGGGGUGUGGGGAUGGUAAAAAUGACCCUGUUUCACAGAAGGGACGGGAAAAAAAGCACAUACUCAAUAGAUUUUGAGUGUGGUAUUCUGUAUUUUUGCAGCUUAUAUUUUCCAGAUGAGCAGUUUAGAAAUAUGUGAUGUAAAGUACAUACUGUACAUUUGCUGAAAAUUAUAUUAAAAGCACUAUUUUAAUUCUU